AUGACCAUCGAGACCGCGGUGUGCUCUUGGCUGGCCGUUUCAGCGGGAGUACUCUGGCUUUGCCACGGCUACUCACUCAUACUCGUUCUUCCGAUCACGUUAUUGAGUCUCCUCGCUGGGUUGGCUUCGAUGAGUUAUGUCUUCGAACUUGUCCGACAGAACGAGGAGACAUCCGAUCCCCUCACCGCGGCCUUGUGUGCCUCAUCUCCGACUGACUCGCCCAUCGGCUUCAAAGGCAUCCCACAUAUCACACGGUCUGUUCUUUCACCUUCCCGGAAACCGCGUCGGGAACGUUAUCUGACGGGACAUACAGUGAUAGAUGAAUCGUUGUCGGACGUCCUCCAGUUGCUGUUCCGAGACUACGUCACGCCGUGGUACUCGCUGAUCUCGCAGGAUGAAUCAUUUGUAGCGCACAUCAAAGACCUUUUCCAUGAGGUUGUGGUGAACCUGUCCAACAAGGCCAGAGAAGUAGAUUGGGUUUCUUAUCUCACUGUCAACCUCGUGGAUGACUUCGCAUCACAUCUACGACUCUUCAGACAAGCUCAAGCCAAGGUGAUGCGUAAACCUCAGCAAGAAUCAGACGCGCGAGCGGAAGAUCUCCUCCGGACUUUCUUCACCAUGGAGACCGCUAUGGAACGCUCACUCUGCCGAGACCUUGUCUGCAUAUCAAAAGAACGCGAAAUUCAGUACUUGCAACAGGUUUCCGAAGUUCUACUCUACUUACUCUUACCCCCCGCCGACUUCCAAAACCGAGUCACACGCGUCUUCCUUCGAGAACUCAUAGCUAAUAUCGUUCUUCUACCGGUCAUCGAUCUCAUCACCGAUCCCGACUACAUAAAUCAAACAAUUGUUUGGAUGGUACGUCAGCGUAAAAUCUACAAAUCCGAUCCCGAUAACAAAGAGAGCGGCAUCUCGUCCGACGACUUCAUGGCGGUUCUCCGAUGCACAGACAAUUUGGUCGAGUUGACGGCCACCCUCGAGGUCGUGAAUCACGAGAUUGCGGUCCAGCGAAGUCGAGACAAAGGUGGCGAGCAGGACGAACAGGUGAAGCAGCAGCUCGCCUCGUUGAAUUACGUCCGAGAAAUUAUUGAGAAACGCAUACAGCGUCUUGAGGACGGAACGUGUGAUAACGAUGUUGCCGGAUUCCCAUGUCAGGACGACCUGAAGAAACUCAUGGCAGGCGAACUUUUCAAUAUACCCUUUGAGGAUAUUCUCAACAUGAACAUCGCCUUAUCUUACUUUAUUGAAUUCAUGACCAGCAUCAAUGCCCAAAACUUGAUAAUGUUCCACUUGCAUGUCGAAGGUUUCAAAACUUCGGCGGAACAAACCGCAUCGACAAUGCGAGCUGUGGGAGGCGAUGCCACCCCCUCUCGAGUUGAGAACUCCAUCAAAAGUCAGCGGGAAGCCGCUCAGCAUAUUUAUAGCACCUAUCUCUCUGAGCAGGCUUCCCCACGUAUCAACGUUGAUCAGAGACAUAUCAAGAAGUUCCUAAAGAGAUUCUCCUCCGAGAAGUUCAACAUGAACUGGUUCGACGACAUUCAAGCAGAGGUGAUGGAGAAAAUGCAGGAACCACAAUACUAUGCCGCUUUCAAGAAGAGUUAUUAUUACAUUCGGUUGCUGGCCGAGCUCGAUUUGAUCACCGAUCAGAGGGAGCCGAGCGUCAAGUCCGACGAGGACAUGGAGUCUCUCGGACUGUCUUACGGCAAUCGGUCGUACGGCAGCGGAGAGGAUUCCGCAAGUCUGAACAGUCUCGAACCCGGUGGGGAGGACGUCGAAUUUCUGACUCCGCCGCCAGAUGAGUUUCUCGCGUCAAAUAUGCCUCCUCCGCAAUCGCCCAGCGCUGAGUCGUACCUCUGUGCCUCUAUCUACAAUACGGGAAUCGUGCGGCGAGGUACAUCGACGUACGCCUUGUACGCAAUCUCCGUCACGAAGCUUGAACCGAACCAGAUGGAAGCAAAGUGGUGUGUCUUCAGGCGCUAUUCGGAUUUUCAUGACUUCCACACAAAGCUUCUUAAACUCUUUCCUCAUCUUGUCACGACGGCAUUCCCCGGUAAAAAGACGUUCAACAACAUGUCGACAGCUUUCUUGGAGCAGCGGAAAACUCAACUCAACAUGUACCUCCAGAGUCUACUGCAGCCGAGCGUUCUAAACUAUAAGGAGAACGCAGACAUGGCUAGACUAGUGGAACAAUUCCUGGAGCCUGGACGAUACGAGCACACGAUUAAAAAAACCAAACGCGGUAUGAACGCUUUCGUGAACCCGCUGAAGACUUCCGUGAGGACGGUCGGAUCGAUGGUCAAAAAUGUUCCCGAGAACAUAUUUGACGGAUUGAAAGACGGCCUGGUACGGGUGAUGCGAUCGAAACCCGCGGAGCAUUUCGAGGACAACUCCAAAGUAGGAGCGGGCAUCGAUAUCGAUGUCGACGACAAUAUCCCAUUCAGAAUCCUCCUGCUUCUGAUGGACGAAGUGUUCGACUUGAAAACUCGCAACACAUGGCUGAGACGUCGGAUCAUCGUCAUUUUACGUCAAAUCGUCAAAACCACAUUUGGAGAUACGAUAAAUCGGAGAAUCGUCGAGUCUGUGGCGGAGCUGACCUCUUCAGAGCAGAUCGCGGAAUACGUCAAGACCUUCAAGAACGCGCUCUGGCCCAACGGCAUCCUCGCCGAGCAGGGGAGAGAGCGCGACGCGAAAACUAAAAAUCGCACAAGAAUCGCCGCGAAAGUUCUCCUAUUGUGCAGUGUAACCGAUGAUCUGAAACGAAUAAUCGGAAGUGACACAACACGUCGAGGGAUGCUGUGCGUUUUCGAGAUGUUCCAGCAUCAGGCCUUGAACAGGCGUCUCGUCUACGUACUCAUGGAAGGAAUGCUCGCGUCUCUCUUCCCGAACAACAAGUUUUGCGAACUAUUCCGUCAAUGGCACGCGCCCUCUCCAACCAUAUCCAUGGUCAGCGUACACUCCGGCGGCGGAGGUGCGAAGUCUCCUCUUGCGACGCCCGAGAUGGCGCAUCGACAGAUGCCGUCUCAGCUUACGACGGCCGCUUCGACCUCUUCCGCGACCAGCUCAGCGACGACUUCGAACCUUGACGCUGGCAACAGAUGA
Molecule: messenger RNA, 3099 nt
Organism: Galendromus occidentalis (western predatory mite)
Lineage: Eukaryota; Metazoa; Arthropoda; Arachnida; Mesostigmata; Phytoseiidae
Product: sorting nexin-13
Exons: 15
Coding region: 1-3099 (1032 amino acids)
Cellular component (GO): early endosome
Molecular function (GO): phosphatidylinositol binding
Source: RefSeq, a predicted model, not a curated record